Molecule: messenger RNA, 1698 nt
Organism: Ceratina calcarata
Lineage: Eukaryota; Metazoa; Arthropoda; Insecta; Hymenoptera; Apidae
Exons: 3
Coding region: 410-1033 (207 amino acids)
Biological process (GO): macroautophagy
Cellular component (GO): phagophore assembly site
Molecular function (GO): ubiquitin binding
Source: RefSeq, a predicted model, not a curated record
GAGUCGGUAUUGAGUAGGGUGUCGUACCGCGCAGUAUUUCAUAUCGGUUGGUUACCAUCAACGUUACACUUUCUAGAACCUAGAUCGUAGAGUUUAAACAUUCUAGCUGCACUUGAAUUGCGCGUUACCAUCGGAUCGCUGCGAAUUACCGCGAAUCGUAUGCGAGACGACGCGAAGAGUAACUUUCUGCUCGAUCGUCGUAUUCUUUGCGCGGAGUGUACCGUGCGUGCGGAUGCAUGGCAGUGGUACCCACUGCUGCGCACAGAUGAACGUCACGAAGAAUGACAUUCAAAAUUUGCAGUUAAAGAUCGAGCGAUAACGGAACGCGUGUCGAAAAUCCGUGGCCCGUGUGCGCGUGACAGUUGCGUUAGAUGGGGUGUUGCAGUAGGCGGAACGGAACGCGACAAACAUGAACGUGGACAACGACUUGGAUCAGCAUUUGCUCCACCAGUUCAGCUGUCUGGGUACCACCGACAAGGAUGAUCUGGUGAAGCAGCUACAGAAGUUGCUAGCUGGCAGCCAGUUGAACGAAACUACCGCUGCCUUCUUUCUGGACAUGAAUAAUUGGAACCUUCAGGCGGCUAUAUGCAGCUAUUUUGAUUUCGAGUCUCCGGUUCGAAACAAAUUUCCAUGUAUGACGCUGAUAUGCGACAGCACUAUCGGCGAAGGCGAAUCGGUACCACCGCUCACCAACUUUCGUAAAUCGUGGAGAAUACAAAACAGCGGUACGGAAGCUUGGCCGGAAGAGGUCUGUCUACAAUACAUAGGAGGCGUACAAAUGGGAGCUUGUACGAGGGUACCGGUACCGUCCCUAGGUCCCAAAGAAGUAACGGAAGUGAGCGUCGAUCUUCAGAGCCCUCCGUACUGCGGUACGUUUCAAAGUAAAUGGAGGAUGAUGGUAAAGUCUACCGAAACGUUUUUCGGAGACGUCGUCUGGAUAAUUAUUACUGUGAACGAAACCGGUACGUUAGCUGUGACUCAGCAACUGCAUCAGUUGAGUACGUCGUCGUCCAACGAUGCGAAGAUGUGCUAGCCCUCGUCGUUCUCCGGACGCUGACCCUUGAGCUCUUGUCUCUCUUCUCUUCUCCUCUCCUAAAUCCCUCCCUCCCUGCCGGCUUCCUCCCCUCCUUUCUUUCUUCCCCGAUAUCUCCGUGGAUUACUUUUAAAAUAAAGCGAGUGAACGGCAACGUAUCCGUUAAAAUCUGUUGCUUCGACACGACGAGAAACGACAAAAGUAAAUUCUUUUACCUUUGUAACAACGCUACGAACGAUAUCUCCUCGUAUUAUCCGUGCGCUUAUCGUUUGACCAAGCAUCGGAACACUGUAUAGGAGCGUAAUGUAAUUUCGUCAAAUCUUGUGAAAGUUGCCGUUGUACGUAACACCCGUUUCGUCGUCCAUACUCGUCGGUUACAAGUUUUGCUGAUCAAUCGUCGUCGAAUGAUAUCUUGUUUCGUCGUCGCGAUGCAAAAUGCAACGAAAAGAUGCGUCGUAUAACAUCCGCUGAACAGAGCGAUGGUAGCAGACGCGUAUGGACCAAAAUUACGAAAUUACCGAGAAAAGUUGAUAUACACAUAUAUAUGCAUAUGAAUGCGUGCGCGUGUGCGUGUGCGCGCGCGCGAGCGUGCGUCUGUUUGAACGAGACACGAGUUUGUGAAGAAAAAAAUAAUAAUAAUAAUAAUAAAAUCAUAAUUUUUAUUA